Rotaria sordida is the source of this 492-nucleotide messenger RNA. NCBI's taxonomy places the organism in Eukaryota, Metazoa, Rotifera, Eurotatoria, Philodinida, Philodinidae. The record is from the annotation of a GenBank genome assembly.
AUGUUAUUGAUUCUUGAUGAAGAUCAACAAACUGUUUGGAAUGGAAAAAUCCGAACGAAUAUUAAAAUUAAUAUUGCCAGACGAUAUGGAUGUGGUGCCGGUAUACGUGAUCGUUAUGUUCAAAACAUUCCUUAUCCAUGUUUUAUCUCUGUUGAAAAAGAUGCCAGUAGUACCGCUAUUGGGGCAACACGAGGUGAUGGCACCAUUGGUUCGUCGUGUCGUGAAGAGGCUGGUAUUGAUUUAUUUGCUGAACAAGCUCUUUGGUCGGAGAUUAUGGCGAUCUGUCGUGAAGACUAUCAUGUCUUACAUGAAGCGAUUUUAUUUGAUACGUAUUUAAGUAAGGAGCCCGCUGAAAUUUUUGAAAACGUUGCUGAUGAACAAUUUGUUAAACAAUUAAAAUAUCAUUCCCGAAUAAGUCACUAUGGUCAAUUAUCAACGAUGAAUCGUCAUGAUAGAAAGAACAUUCAUGGAAAAAUUUCGAUGUGUUCUUAA